Molecule: messenger RNA, 1536 nt
Organism: Corylus avellana
Lineage: Eukaryota; Viridiplantae; Streptophyta; Magnoliopsida; Fagales; Betulaceae
Gene: TPC1
Product: two-pore channel 1
Biological process (GO): calcium ion transport; transmembrane transport
Cellular component (GO): vacuolar membrane; plant-type vacuole
Molecular function (GO): calcium ion binding; voltage-gated calcium channel activity
Source: RefSeq, a predicted model, not a curated record
AUCUUGAAGGAUGUCUUAUAUAAAUUUCAUAUAGGACUUUGCCACCAAUAUCAAGAGAAGAAUUUGAGUUGAUAUUUGAUGAGCUGGAUGACAGUGGUGACUUCAAGAUCAACUUGGAUGAAUUUGCUGACAUUUGCAAUGCCAUUGCUCUUAAGUUCCAGAAGGAGGAUUCUCCAUCUUGCUUUGAAAGAUUUCCAUCAUUCUACCGUUCACCAUUCUCCAAAAAGUUGAAAGGCUUUGUACGGAGUCCCAAAUUUGGAUACAUCGUAUCCUUCAUUCUUAUACUGAAUCUAGUUGCUGUUAUUGUUGAAACAACGCUUGACAUAGAAAAUAAUUCUGCUCAAAAGGUCUGGCAAGAGUUAGAGUUUGUUUUUGGUUGGAUAUAUGUACUGGAAAUGGCUCUAAAGGUCUAUUCAUUUGGAUUUGAGAAUUAUUGGAGGGAUGGCCAAAACCGCUUUGAUUUUCUGGUUACAUGGAUUAUAGUUAUUGGAGAGACCAUAACUUUUGUGAGCCCUGAUGGACUAACUUUUCUUUCCAAUGGAGAAUGGAUUCGCUACCUUCUCCUUGCAAGAUUGUUAAGGUUAAUAAGGCUGCUGAUGCAUGUACAGCGUUACCGUGCCUUCAUUGCCACUUUCAUAACCCUUAUACCAAGUUUGAUGCCAUACCUUGGGACCUUAUUUUGUGUCCUAUGUAUUUAUUGCUCUCUUGGCGUACAGAUCUUUGGUGGGAUUGUCAAUGCUGGAAAUGCCAGUUUGGAAGGAACUGAUCUUGCUGCUGAUGACUAUUUACUUUUCAAUUUCAAUGACUACCCGAAUGGGAUGGUGACACUUUUCAAUUUGCUAGUCAUGGGAAACUGGCAUAUAUGGAUGCAGAGCUACAAGGAGUUAACAGGAACUUCUUGGUCCCUUGCUUAUUUUGUCAGCUUCUACUUAAUAACGGUGUUACUGGUUUUGAAUUUGAUUGUAGCUUUUGUCUUGGAGGCAUUCUUUGCUGAAAUGGAGCUCGAGUCAUCAGAAAAAUCUACAGAACAGGACAAGGAAGCGGAUGGAGGAAAGGACCAUCGACGAUCUGUUGGCACAAAAACACGGAGCCAGAGGGUUGAUGUUCUUCUUCAUCAUAUGUUGAGUGCAGAGCUCAAUCAAUCGCAUUCCCCGUCCUCCAAUAGAGAAGAAAUUUGAAGGCAUUUCCCACUUGCUGUGAGAUCUUUGGUGGAAAGGAGCCAUGCUGUUGCUUCAAUUUGCAAGUGGUUUAUGCAGAACUUUUCUCUACAGCAUUGGUAUGAGAAAUACAUUGAGAUGCUUCUACUUUUUGGUAGGCUGCUUAAAAUUUGUGAGCAUAUAUAUAUACAUACACAUUCUAUGUUCUCCAGAAGCCCUUCCUUUUCUUUUCUGUAAGUUUUUGUGCUACCAAUACAGUUUUGUAUUACUAUCAUUGAUUGUAAAGUGAAAUAGCUAAAAGGACUGAACUUUUAUCAGCAGAAGAGAUUCGUUUUCCCACUCAUAAAUAUUUAAUUCAAGAUUUUUUUUUUCUUUUUUC